Molecule: messenger RNA, 2291 nt
Organism: Phragmites australis (common reed)
Lineage: Eukaryota; Viridiplantae; Streptophyta; Magnoliopsida; Poales; Poaceae
Product: probable protein phosphatase 2C 64
Exons: 5
Coding region: 542-1834 (430 amino acids)
Biological process (GO): protein dephosphorylation
Molecular function (GO): protein serine/threonine phosphatase activity
Source: RefSeq, a predicted model, not a curated record
CUGCUCCUUCGUGAGUAAACAAGUCGCUGCUAGCCCACCGGUACAAUUUAAUCAAUCCGGGAAGUCACAAUAAAACAGCAGCGGCAGCGCGUCGAGCGCUGCGCCACGCCCACGCCAUCCCCGAGAGCAGAGGCCAGAGGGAGCCAGAGGGAGGGACAAGCGCCUCAAGCUCUCAACCUCUUCUCCGUGAUUCGGAGCGGUCGGCCUCAGCGCCUCUGCGUGCGUGCGUCACUGCCGUGCCGUGCCGCGCCGCUGCCCCCCGCCCGCGCCCGCAAUAAAAUAACUCGUGCGCCUCUCUCCUCCGUUCUCACCUCCUAAUCCGGGGACCGACCCCGACUUGACUUUUCACGUUGCGUCGUCGACCGCUGCAUCUGCGGUUCCUCCUCUCUCCACUCCACACCUGAGAGAGAAUCCUCCCUCUCGCACGCGGCGGCGACGGCGGCGUGAUUGGUUCGCUUGGUUUCCGUGCGGCUGUGGUUGUUGUCGUUUGGUGCUGACUUGCCCGGCGCGCGCGGCAUUGGAGGAGGAGGACGCGUGAUCGAUGGGGAACUGCGUGGCGUGCGGGGGCACGGCGGGGACGGCGGCAGGUGCGGGAGGGGAGGAUGGGCGGAGGCGGGGGAGGAGGUGGAAGGCGCCGCGGGAGGAGCAGCUGGGGGCGGUCCCCGGCCGGAUCUUCUCCAACGAUGGCCGCAGUCGCACUGCCGCCGUGUUCACGCAGCAGGGACGGAAGGGGAUCAAUCAGGACGCCAUGCUCGUAUGGGAUGGGUUCGGCGGGGAGGAGGACGGCGUGCUGUGCGGGGUGUUCGACGGGCACGGGCCGCACGGCCACCUGGUGGCGCGCAGGGUCCGCGACGCGCUGCCGCUGAGGCUCAUGUCCGCGGUGCGCGCGUCCAAGGCCGGGCUGGGCAUGCCGGCCGCCGCGUGGAGGAAGGCCUUCGCGCGCGCCUACACGGCCAUGGACAAGGACCUCCUCUCCCACGCCACCCUUGACUGCUUCUGCAGCGGCAGCACCGCCGUCACCGUCCUCAAGCUAGGCUCGGAUCUCUACAUGGCCAACGUUGGCGACUCGCGUGCCGUGCUCGGCUCGAGGAAUGGCGCCGGCGGCGCCAUGGUGGCCGUGCAGCUCACCGUUGACCUCAAACCCGAUGUCCCCAGCGAGGCGGAGCGGAUCAAGAAGUGCAAGGGCAGGGUGUUCGCGCUGCAGGACGAGCCGGAGGUGCCAAGGGUCUGGCUGCCGUACGACGACGCCCCGGGCCUGGCAAUGGCCCGGGCGUUUGGGGACUUCUGCCUCAAGGAUUACGGCGUCAUCUCGGUGCCGGAGUUCUUCCACUGGUCUGUCACGGAGAAGGAUCAGUUUGUCAUCCUUGCAUCGGAUGGGGUAUGGGAUGUCCUUAGCAACCAAGAGGCUGUUGACAUAGUGUCCGCGUCCCCAAGCAGAUCAAAGGCAGCUAAAUCCCUUGUCGAGGCAGCUACGCGCGAAUGGAAAACCAAGUACCCGACAUCAAAGACCGAUGACUGUGCAGUGGUUUGCUUGUAUUUGGAUGGCAAAAUGGACCAUGAGCGGGACUCGACGGCCUCUAUGGAUAACAUCAGCCUCGACGAGGGUUCAGUCGCAGACCCAAAUGAAGCACAGGAGCAGGAGGCGGCGUUGACCCGGAAUUUCACGGUCAGGACAGUCGCAGGGAGCGCUCAAGAGAAGGCUUUGGCAGGGGCGGUGGAUACGGGGGUCCCCGGUGCAGCCCAUGAUCAGAAUUGGUCAGGCCUCGACGGCGUGACGCGGGUGAACUCGCUCGUCCAGCUUCCCAGGUUUUCCAAGGAGAAGGCGAUCGGCUGAGGAGCUGCCAUUCUUUUUUAUAAAACUUAUUUUCUCCUAUUCUGAAUUUAGUUUAGUUACCACUUCUUUCAGAGAAGAGGUAGAAACGAAAUGAUCUUGUGCUUUCCUCAGGCGCUUAGCGAACGUUUCAGCCACCAUGCUUAGAACUUUUAGCACAACAGGAUUGCACAUUUCCAGGGACAAAGGUUCCUCUUGCGUUUACCAUCUUUCAGGUAUAAGCAUACCUGAAAGGUGAAACAAGGACGCCAUUGUUCCAAGUGUGCAAUUCUGUUGUGCUAAAACGAACAGCUGAUGCUCGUAAGCACAGUGGUCACGAACGCAUGCUAGGCGCCAGUCAUCUGGGAUGAUGACCCUGUCGGGUGACCUGUAAAUGCCCCACCGACUCUUGGUUGGCUUUGUAGAGAGAGGUGCCAUGUCGGGACCUUUUCUGGGUGUAGCUUUUGUUGACAGGGCGCGA